Molecule: messenger RNA, 2841 nt
Organism: Crotalus tigris (Tiger rattlesnake)
Lineage: Eukaryota; Metazoa; Chordata; Lepidosauria; Squamata; Viperidae
Product: lamin-L(III)-like
Exons: 11
Coding region: 27-1799 (590 amino acids)
Source: RefSeq, a predicted model, not a curated record
AUCUCCUGCUCGGGUCUUCGGCCCCGAUGGCCGCGGCCAGAGUUUCCACGCAGGAGACGGACAGCGGGCUGGAACUUGACCUCCAGUUGAGCCCCUUGGUCAGCAGCCAGAACCUGCGGAGACCCCUGCGGGAGAGGGAGCAGCUGCGGCUGCUGAACGACCGCCUGGCCGCCUACAUCCAGCGCGUGCGGGCCUUGGAGUCGGCCAAAGCGGCGCUGCACCUCCGCCUGGGCCGCUGCGAGGAGGACAGCAGCCGCGACCUGAACGCCCUGCGCACCAGCUACGACAGGGAACUGGCCAAGGCGCGCCGGGCGUUGGAGCAGCGGGCGUUGCAAGAGGCGGCCUUGCAAGCGGCGGCAGACUCGCUGCGCGAACAGCAGCGGCAGCUCCUGGCCAGGAACGCUGAAAAAGAAAAUGAAUUAAGCUUAGCAAUUGCGCGAGCGAAGGAUCUGGAUGCCCGGCUAACCUGCAGAGAGGCUGAACUGGCAACAGCGGCACAGACGCUGCAGAGUUUAGAGAAAGAGCUUCAAGAAUCCAAGGAUAAGACGACCUCUCUUAAGGAGCUGCUGAAAAGUUCCAGGAAUGAACUUCAAAAUGAGAAGCUGAAAAGUGCAGACUUGGAAAAUCAAGUGAAAACGCUCCAAGAUCAAAAGGCAUUUCUGAAGAGCUUCCAUGAAAAUGAACUCAAGAACAAGAAGCGAUUAUAUGAGAGCAGGAUUCAAGAGGUAGUAUCUGGCCAUCAGCAGGAAUCUGAAGCUAAACUACUGAUUUCUCUCCAAGAGCUGAGAAAAGAGCAUGAAUUGCAAAUCAACGAGUACAAAGAUCAGGUGGAACGAAAUUUCCAGGCCAGAGUAGAAAAUGCACUCGUUUAUGCCAAAGAGAAGCAGGGUUUUGCUAUUUCUGUUCAAGAGGAAUUAAAAAAAAUGAAACUGAAGGUUGAUCAUCUCAAAUCACAGAAUGCUGAAUUGGAAGCCAGGAUAAAAGAGCAGGCGACUAAGAUAAACGAACUGCAGAAGGCGAUGGAUGGUGAACGUGACUUUUCCAAAAGAUGCCUAGCUGAAAAAAAUACGGAGAUGGCGCAAAUGCACCAGCAGAUGCAGUCUCAGCUGGAGGAAUAUGAGCAUCUGUUGAACGUGAAGCUGGCCCUGGACCUUGAGAUCAGUGCCUAUAGGAUGUUGCUAGAGGGAGAAGAAAAACGUUUGAACCUCUCCAAAGUCUCCUCCGAAAGUGGGGGAUCGGAGAGGAGACGUGGUGGGAGCUGGACCACCGUAAGUCACACCCACCGCCUCUUCUCGCAAGGAAGGAAACGCAAACAUGCCUUGGCCCAGAAACAGGAUCACAGCCUGAGCUUCAAAGUGCUCCAGCGAGCUUCCUCCUCAAGAAGCAUCUCCAUAGAGGACAUCGAUAUGGAAGGGAAAUUCAUCAAAAUUAAAAACAAUUCCGAUCAGGAUCAACUACUAGGUGGAUGGAUGGUUAGAAAGCAGCAUAGAAAUGAAUCUGACACUAUGUACAAAUUUCCUGCUCAAUUCAUUCUUCAGGCUGGUCAAGUAGUAACUGUUUGGGGAAAAAGUACGGGUUUAAACCCAACUCCUAGCACCCUAAUUUGGGAAUCCCAAAAGUUACUUGAACAGAACAUUGGUAUUGUCCUUCUUGAUGGUGAUGGGAAUGAAACUGCUGAAGGUAUGAUCAUGUAUCUGGAAAGAGGAGAAGGUGAUGGAGAAAUGGAAGAGGCUACAGAAGAAACCAAGAAACAAAUUCAUUGCCAGCAGAAUCAGACUCACAUCUGUCCCAUAAUGUAACCAGAAGUUGAUGCCUUACUUGAGAAGCUUGAACUGAACUGAAAAUUUGCUUCAGAGAUGUUUGACUUGGCCCUGAGAGUUGAUGCUCUAACUUUCCUACGCUCUUCUUGACUUCAAGGACAAGAUGGCUUGUGACUCCUAAUGGCCAACUGGUGAAAGACUUAUAUGUAAGGAUCUGCAUUAUUAAGGCAGAUGCAACCAUCUUGAUUAUGACUAUCUCGGAGUUGCCUCAAUGAGCCUUAAGGGACUUUCCAUUUUGUGGCCAGCUGGGAACAAGUAAGAACCUCAUUUUAGUGUAACCUAAAAUUCAGAACUAUUUAGGACUCUUGUAUUAAUUAAUGGCCAAAGAAUGCUUCUGUUCCUAUCGGCUUCAGUGUAGGAUAGGGUUCUUGAACACAAUAGAUAUAUUUUUCUGGAAGGAUUCCUUUCAGUUGUAUUUUCUUCAAUAGACACUUUUAGAAAUGGUUAAAUUAUUAAUGGUGGCAGGUUUCUGAUAUUUUAGCAGAUCUAAACAGUUUGUUGUACUUGCUGUUUAGGUACUUCUAGUUGUGUGUAGGCCUUAUUAAAAGCACAAAUCCGGUAAACACUUGCUUUCUAUUAAAGAUAUUUCCUUUCUGCUGAUGGCUCUUUACGGUGGAGUUUAAAACAAACUCUGUACAGUAUUUGGCAGGCUUAAAUCUUAUUUUGUCCGUGUGUUAUUUCAAGAGGGUGAAACAUUCUCCAAACGUGGUCCACUGUCUUGACAAAUUUUUACUUUAUUAUAUUUUUAAACUCGCAUAGCUCACAUCUCCAUUUAUGAGAAACUACUUAAUAAAAUUGGGACUUAGCUGUAAUAACUUGAUUAGCAGCUAGUAGCUUCCAUAGUUUGGGAGAAAAGGGGGAAAAAACUAUCAAUUGUUAAAUGAAAUUCCCCUGAAAUCUGAAAUAGCUCCUUUCUAUAAUAAUUAGGAAGGCUGGUCGCUUUGCUUAUGGGCUUUAGAAAAAAAAAGUUUACUGCUGUAAGACAUACUGGAAUAAAAGUCAUUUGGAUUGUUGAAAACAA